Messenger RNA from Vitrella brassicaformis, 1291 nucleotides. The record is from the annotation of a GenBank genome assembly. Lineage: Eukaryota; Vitrellaceae.
CAUGCAUUGAUCGAUUCAUCUAAAGUGGGUUGUCCCAGGAGACCACGACAGAGGCCAGAAAGUCUCCCACACACCAAGCCACGCCAACACAACGUACGUUUGCUAAGCGAGUGUGUCCUGUCUGUCUGUCUGUCUGUCUGUCUGUCUGGACCCGACAACACACUGACUGAAUCAUAACAACACGCACGCCAUCUGUCUGUCUGUACAGAUGAGAUCUCCGUUGUGCCAAACUUACUCGUGUGUAUUCCGAAUUCUCCCCCUUCCUGUCAUCUGUCCGGCCGUCAUGUUGUUCCACACCAACCAGCAAGAACUCUCUCUUUGACACUAUCAAUCUCCCGAAGGCGCCGGUCGACGAUUACGAGCCUCGCGUCCCUGCCCCCCACACAGCACAGCAGUGGCCGGCCCUCUCACACGGCCGGGUCUUAGUCAAAUGGCUGUUCCUUCGAUAGCAUGCGAUCCAACUUCUUCCAGUGAUGUGCGCGCUCUGCAGCCAGUUGCUUCUCGAGCAUCGAGUCAUGCUCGUCGCGCUCCUUCUUGAACUGCUCUCUCUCCUGCCGCAUUUCUUUCAUCUCCUGCCGCACCUGCUGCAUCUGCUCGUCACGGUCCUGCAGCAGCUCAUUGAUGGCGCCCAGCAGUUCGUUUGCCUUGUCGGGGCCAAGCAGGAGGAGGAUUCGGUUCACCAGCUUCAGCUUCAUCGCCGCUGAUCGACAACACACACAAAUGGGAGCGUGGGAGUGAGAUGCCGGCGGCUGUUUCCCGUCAUUGUACCGUCUUCGUAAGUUGCGUCAGCCGAUGGGAUGGCUCCGCCGCUUGAGGUCUCCGCAAAGAGGCGGCCCAAUGGCCCUGACGAGAGGGAGAGAGGAAAGCGGUGGAUCAGUGGCAAACCAACAAGCGACACACGCCCAUCUGUCUCGUGUGUGCCCACCGGCGGUGAAUGGGAGGGCGUCACGGACAGCCACCAGUGAGGCGCGGCGUCUGAAAAGAGUGGCCAUGACGGGUGGAAAGUUGACACUGAUGUGUUGAGCCGUGUACCUGGUCCGAGGACAGACGAGCCACGGAGCUGGGCACUCCGAAAGGCGCUUCGUGAAUAGACCGACGCGCACAGAGAGAUGGCACCAGCAACAUCACCACGAUCACCACAUUGCUCAUUGUCAUCCUGCGACAAAGUCGUUGUGCCCUGGCGCUGACUGCUUCUCGAACGCCCGUGCGCAGCAGCAGGAGAGAGCUUGUACCAAAGCGAAGCAAGGGAUGGACGAAUUAAGACUAGAGCAGGUCUGAUCUGCUUACUUGU